Messenger RNA from Zophobas morio, 657 nucleotides. RefSeq lists its product as uncharacterized. NCBI's taxonomy places the organism in Eukaryota, Metazoa, Arthropoda, Insecta, Coleoptera, Tenebrionidae. The record is from RefSeq and is a predicted model, not a curated record. Bases 144 to 572 code for a protein of 142 amino acids. The transcript is spliced from 3 exons.
CAAUACAAGUCUGUGAAAAACUAAGUAAAUAGUGCCCCAUUUUUCCGGAAUUAGAUAAGACUGAUAAAGCAACCUUUCCUACCAAGGUUUUGCUUUCACAGACAGUUUGCAGAGAGUUGAAGUUUAACCAGUGAGCCGUCACGAUGAUGAAGAUACUACUUUUCAUAUCUUUGUGUGGAGUGGCACUAUCUUUACGAUGCUACGACUGCGAUCCCAGGGAAACUAAUGGGUGUAGGAAUCCAGAAGAGAACAACGUUAAGAUCACAGAUUGUGAAACAACAAGUGUUCAAAAAGGAAAGGGCCUAAUUCAAUUUGACGCAAGUACAACUAAUCAAACAGAGUGCUUCACUAUCUACUUUACCCCCAACGACAAAGAGUCGGGUAGUCCUGAAGGAAUAUACAGAGGUUGUGCUCAAAGACAAACACACGGCUGUAACUACGCCGUUGGAGGACUCAUUGAAUGUCACCAGCAGUGUUACGAAGAUGGGUGCAACAAAGCUAAUGGAAGUUCUUCAGUAGCAGUAUCCAUAAUUACUUUAUUUGUUGGUUACAUUUUGUGUUUUUACAUGUAACAUAAAAUAUUAUUAAGUAAUUAGAAUUUCAAUGUAAUUAAUGCAACUCGAGAUGACAAAAAUAAACAAUGGAUCUGUAAUUGUA